AUGCCUUCAGAUCAAAGCACUUGGCUCAUUGCCGUGCCUCAGGAUGGAGACUCUGAGGGACUCUUGGAGGAAUUGUCGCCCAAAAUAUACCAGCAAUCCAAGGCCAACUUGGCCGCAUCGCUAACCAUUCCAUCUUUCAAGGUGAUCUGGACCGGUACAUUGGACGGCCUGAUCACACUCUCCGAAGAUCUACCCAAACAGGAGACAUUCUUCACGACAACCGUGGCGAAGACGGUCGAUACCCUCCGGAACCUGCUCAACAACGACCCCUCUAAGCUCAAACAGCACGUUCUCGUCAAUGAGCAAACCGUCGACAACUAUAUCACACAGGACUGGAAGUGGAACGAGGGAAGAUAUGGUGUGCAAAGAGGCCUGAGGGAAAUCGUUGAAUCGCUGGCUAAGGAUAUGUCUUCCAUCGACAACGCCAUGAAGGCGAAGCUGGCCAAUUAUAACAUGGUCAAGGGCUCGUUGGUCCAGCUACAGCGCAAGAAGACUGGAAAUCUGUCGAUCCGCUCUCUCGUCGAUGUUGUGUCCAAGAAAGAUUUCAUCCAGGACUCGGAGUACCUCGAGACUCUGCUGGUCGCCGUCCCCAAAACGAAUGUGAAAGAUUGGAAUGUGUCGUAUGAGCGACUAGUAUCCAUGGUCGUCCCCCGCUCCUCCAAUUCGAUAGCCUCCGACGACGAAUAUACCCUGUUCAGCGUUGUCGUCUUCCGCCGGGCGCACGAUGAAUUCAUCCAGAAGUGUCGAGAGAACAAAUUCAUCGUGCGGGACUUUGUCUACUCGGAGGACGAGGUUGCGAAACAGCAGCAAGAGCUCGAAACAGCCGAUACCACGGAGAAAGAGCUUUGGACCGAACUACUGCGUCUUUCCAGGACCAACUUCUCGGAAUCCAUCCAACUGCUCGUCCAUCUGAAGGUGGUCCGGUUGUUCGUCGAGAGCGUUCUCCGAUAUGGACUACCUGCCAAUUACACGGGCGUAAUCGUCAAGCCCGACCCCAAGACUGCGAACAAGACGUUCGCCGUGCUGCAAGCCCAAUUUACGUACCUGCGUCCUCGAUCAAACCGGACCAGCAACGGCCUGGGCCAGAACGAGGAGUUUGCGGGUGAAUACCAGACGCUGAUGGAGCAGGAGCUGUUCGACUUUGUUCUGUUCGAGUUGCCGUGGAUUGUGUAUUAAAUGCACGUUUUGCACAUCUAUUAGACUGAGCUGAGGCUUUACUAUACAUGUAAUACAGGCGUUGAAAUGAAAGGUGAUGGCGAUGUGUCGGAUUUCGAUAUACAGUUUUGAUGGGAAUGGGCUACAAACCAAGAUUCGAGAUGACUCGAGAAACUUCUUCAGUAUCCAGGUCCUGCCGGUGGAUUGCUGUGCCGAUCACAGCGGAGCGCGAAACGUUUGACCCAUACACACUGGGGAAAGAUGGAGCAGUGGCCGAGGUUGGGCUCGAAUUGCCUCCGUUUUCUCCAGUCGAAGUCGUUGGAGAUUCCGGCGGCGGCAGACGCGACGACGACUCAGCGAUUCGAGAAAGAGAAUACGUCAAGUCCAGAGAUUGCGCCCGAUUCUGGAGCGAACGAGGCUUGGAGAUCUGUUCCCUAAGCUUGGCUUCGAGGAGCGAAUCAGAUCCACGCUUGACUGCAUCCUCGUUGUGCCGGGUGCGGUGGGGAAUUCCAGAGCCCUGGAAACGUGAGAUCCUGCAAGCCAUCGAGAACAGUCGGAACUCACAAUCGGAGGCAAGGGGGUCCAGUAAUCCAGUCCAGUGCCGGAAAUAGACGCAGAGGAGAUGAAACUUGAACGGUCGCUGUGGUCCUCCAGGUCGUAGAUGUAAGCCGGAGAGUUGAAAAGAGCUUUGACAUCAGGCGAUGAAUUCGCCAUCCGUAGUCUUCUGUCUCCAGCGAUAUCCGGUCGACCGAGAUCAUUGGAUUCUGGUCGUAGUCAGCAAAGAGGCAAAUCAAGUCAGAGGAGACACUUGCCAUGAUGGGUCCGAGCAGUGGACAACAACUUGCUGUCAAAGUGCGGAAACGAGUCUGCAAAGGAGUCGCCUCGUUUAUGGAUAUGGGAUACCGGCGCUGGAAACAGUGGCACGUUGUGGUUGGUGAGGAACUGCUCCAGCAUUUCCCGGGCCGUGAUGAGGAAAUCGGAAUUGCUGCGCUGGCAACGGAACUUGAAUGUGUAUUCUGAGGGCAUCUCCGUUCCCACAUCUUCAGGGCCAUGCGGCAUCUUGACAUUGGGCACAAUGGAGACCUGCAGCUCCCGUUUGAUGCGCUCGACGAGGCUACUAAAUUCAGGAGACACGCAGAGAUGAGCUAGCUCAGGACCCGGAGGAACCGCCAUGUCUGCUUCAAAUGGAACAUGAUCCUAGAAAGGUAAUCAGUCAGCUAGUCUCUUUGACCAACAGGGGAAAAUAACAGACAAGUAGCAUAGCAGCGGCGAUCUGGACCUGGCUCUCUGGUCCGAAGAUCGUCACGAUGUCAGACGCUGUUUCUUUGGCCGGGAAACGGACGUGAGAAUUGGUCUUGCCCUCGAUAUCAUGGAUGAAGAUGCAUUUUUCGCCAAGCAAGGUACGAUGAUAACGCCGAGGAAUGGAGACCGUCUCGUUGAUAUAGUCUUUGUCCUGCAGACAGAAGGUUCAGUAAACGAAAGCAGGACAUAGAAAGACAACGCACCUUGGGAUUGACAAGCUCCAUGACCGACUGCUUGAGAUUGUCCAGAUUAAUCGCAUUUUUGGCUGGGGUCCGGGCCACGACGUUGUCGUCAUUAUCGUUAUAGCCACCGAGAGCAGCGAACUCCUCCGCAUUGGAGAAUUUGACAUACACGCCGUAUUUCUUCAUGAUCCGCUGGAUGCUUCGACCACCGACCCCAAUGAUGCGCUUGUGAUAGGCCUCCGGCACAUGGAAGGAGAUUUCUGCCGGCAGUUCCUCCUGCAAGAGCGACAAGCCUUGCAAAACAGACGCAUCGCCACCGGCAAUGUCGAUGAGGAAGUUAUAGUCGUUGAAAGUCUCGAACUUAAUCUUGACAUUCGUAGUCUGCAUGAUUUUGUUGAUUUUGCCAUUCUUUUUGCCGCUGAUGAAUUCGCGAUGCUCGUUGGCAAGCUCGAUUUGGA
Messenger RNA from Mycena citricolor, 3097 nucleotides. The record is from the annotation of a GenBank genome assembly. Lineage: Eukaryota; Fungi; Basidiomycota; Agaricomycetes; Agaricales; Mycenaceae.